CCGGCGGGAGCUAGCAUGGCGUCUGAGCGUAAGACUAAGUUGUCCAAAAAUUUGCUGCGCAUGAAGAUUUCAAGGAAGUGGAGUGGAUUAACAAAGCAAGCACUGAAAAGAUUUUAGAAGUUGUUUAACUCUUGGAAUAAGUCAAAUGAAGAUGUGCUGGUUCAUGCAAAGGGGACUGGACUCGGAAACCAAGAAACAACUAGAAGAGGAAGAAAAGAAAAUCAUUAGUGAAGAGCACUGGUACUUGGAUUUACCAGAGCUUAAAGAGAAAGAGAGUUUCAUAAUAGAAGAGCAGAGUUUCUUGUUAUGUGAAGAUCUUCUCUAUGGAAGAAUGUCCUUCAGAGGAUUUAAUCCUGAGGUUGAGAAAUUAAUGCUUCAGAUGAAUGCUAAGAACAAAGCAGAAGAAGUUGAAGAUGAAACAGUGGAGCUUGAUGUGUCAGAUGAAGAAAUGGCUAGAAGAUAUGAGACCUUGGUGGGGACAAUUGGAAAAAAGUUUGCCAAGAAAAGAGACCGUGCCAAUUACGAAGAAGAUGAAAAUGGAGGCAUAAAACCAAUUAAAGCAAAGAAGAUGUUCUUAAAGCCCCAAGAUUAAAAUGUAUGCCUUAAGAUAUGGCUCAGAGAUGCCUUGUGAGAGUUAACAUAUUUUGGAACUCAUUCCAAUGGUUUCUCUAUAGUUAUUAAUAUUGUAAUGUUUAUUUGUAAAGAAAUGUAUAAUUUUGGAAACAUGCUGUUUUUGAAACAGAUUGAUGGAUGUUAUACAUCCUUUCCUUAAUAUGGUAUUCAUCAAGAGUGGAUUUUUAGCCCUUGAUCUUCAAAUGUACAAAGGCAAUGUUUGCUUCCUAAAAAAAUUUUUGCCCCAGAUUUUUUUAAAUAUAUCUUUUCAAUCGCUGACCUUAAAUUGACACAUAACGUAAUAAUAGUGUUUAAAUUGUCCUUAUAUUUGCAUUUUACUUUAAAUUAUUAAUAAUGUUAAGUCAUUUCAUACAUUUUGGAAUCAAAUGUCAUGAGAAUUUAUUCUAUGUAAAUUCAUCAAGAACAAACAUGCCUCUGUGGCCUAAGAUAUUUGCAUGCGACCAAGUCAUUCAGUUUGUGGAAUUAAGUGGUUUUGUUUAAAGCUUUUAAUUAAUAAGAAAAAAAAUGUUCUGUAAUAAACAUCUGUUUUCACGUA
Molecule: messenger RNA, 1168 nt
Organism: Eptesicus fuscus (big brown bat)
Lineage: Eukaryota; Metazoa; Chordata; Mammalia; Chiroptera; Vespertilionidae
Gene: MPHOSPH6
Product: M-phase phosphoprotein 6
Exons: 6
Coding region: 146-592 (148 amino acids)
Biological process (GO): maturation of 5.8S rRNA
Source: RefSeq, a predicted model, not a curated record